Molecule: messenger RNA, 1179 nt
Organism: Kwoniella shivajii
Lineage: Eukaryota; Fungi; Basidiomycota; Tremellomycetes; Tremellales; Cryptococcaceae
Exons: 8
Coding region: 1-1179 (392 amino acids)
Biological process (GO): translational initiation
Cellular component (GO): eukaryotic translation initiation factor 2B complex
Molecular function (GO): guanyl-nucleotide exchange factor activity; translation initiation factor activity
Source: RefSeq, a predicted model, not a curated record
AUGGCAGGAAUAGCUAGUCCAUUAUCACUUUCACCCGUGCCUUCGACUCGAGGAAAUCCAAGACCUCCAGCUCAGAGACAUGCUUCAAGUUCAGGAGGUGGUGGUAAGACUACGCCGAGGGUUUUCGACGUAGGGACUGCUUACAAGAAAGCUAUAGAGGAUGACAAGGUACCUCAUCCUAUAGCUGCCAUUUUAGCCCUUGUGGAAUUGGUCGAAGCUUCCACAGCCUCAACCGUAACGGGACUAGCGUCAGAACUUACCAUAGGUAGACAAGCGUUGAUCAAUUCGCAAUCCAGUUUAGGUGUAAGAGCCGGGUGCCAAUUAUGGGAAAGGUUUUUCGCUUUAUCAAUGGGAGGAGAGGACUUUCCUUCAUAUAAAAGAUCAUUGAUAUCUCAAGGACGUUCAUUCUGCGCUAUAACAGCACCUCAAUGUAGAGAGAAGAUCGCCGAACUUGCUGUUGGGUUCUUAAGAGAUGAUUGUGUCAUCCUCACACAUAGUUACUCCAGAACAGUCAUUCAAACUAUCUUGAGAGCUCAUAAACAACAUAAACGUAUCAGGGUCUAUGUUACAGAGGCUAGACCAGGUUGUUUAGGAAUGCGAACCCAUCAAGUUCUCACCGCUAAUGGAAUACCAUGUACCGUUGUACUCGACAGUGCAGUAGCGUAUGUGAUGGAAAGGGUUGAUAUGGUAUUAGUUGGUUCUGAAGCUGUUGUAGAGAGUGGAGGCCUGGUAUCGUCUGUUGGCACAUAUCAAGUGGCAUUAGUUGCAAAAGCAAUGCAAAAACCAUUUUACGCUUUAGCAGAAUCAUAUAAAUUUUUAAGACAUUAUCCAUUAUCACAAACUGAUUUGCCUAUAACGACAAAAUCCAAAAUUCCAUUAGAAUUCCCAACUUUAAUACCUAAUUCACAUCCACCCGCCAUAGGUGCACAUAAUCCUUUGAGCAGACCGACGAGUUCAACUCCACAAUCACGAUCACCGAUAGUCCCAGGUACUCCAAAUGUGGAAGCUGCAGGAGGAGUGAAAGAGAAUAGAGUUGAAAUGACAAAGGAAAUGGAAUUGAUCAAUCCAAUGGUAGAUAUAACUACUCCAGAUUUAAUAGAUUUCAUUAUAACGGAUUUAGGUGCUCCAUUAUCACCUACUUCUGUAAGUCAAUACUUGGUGGCUCAGUUCUCAUCUUAG